Messenger RNA from Amoebophrya sp. A120, 4718 nucleotides. Lineage: Eukaryota; Dinophyceae; Syndiniales; Amoebophryaceae. The record is from the annotation of a GenBank genome assembly.
CAAGACGUUCGGGCAACGUUUUGAAAAGGAAAUCGAAGCUGAUAUGGAAGACCUGGUAGUUGUGGUGUUGACCACUGCUGAGGUGUGUUGUUGGCAUUUGUGGUUGAGCUUGCAGCUGCUGACUUGUUUUGCUUUGAGGAGUAUAUGUUGAAAGAUCGAUGCAGAUCUUUCACGAUGAUGGCGACAUGUUUCAUCGAGUUUCUAUUUUCUGUUUUUCCAGCACGACGCCUCCGCAAAAUAGUACUAGUUUCAGGCUGGAGCAUCAGUAUUCUGCUCGUCUUCGUGCCCGGCGCAAAAGCAGUAUUUCCUACUAGCUGGCUUGCACCACGACCAGCAGCUUCUACUUCCGGCCGUCCCAGUGCUAGUAGUAGCGGAACAGCCUUUUCCUCGGCCUUGUUUUCUCCGAGCACUCGGCCUCAUCAUGUUGACGGCGGCAGCACCAGGCUGCACGAGGAUCUGUGUAUUCCGGUGCUUUUCUGCACCACGGGCGCCCCGGUGCUCGUGGAGGAUGCUGCAGACCCACCAUCAAGUUCCGACAAGAAUAACAAUUGUCGAGUCCAUGCAGGUCUCGACGCGGAACAACUACAUCAGGCUGCGCGAGGCGCCGUUCCGAUCAGCAGUACCACUUUGGGCGAGCUAAAGAAGAAAAUAGAAGCGAAAACUGGCGUUCCGGCGACCCGGACGAGAUUGCUUCUGGCCGGGAAGGACGGCGUGGUGUUGCGCGAUGAUGAUGAUGGUGUCUUUCAGGAGAGUUCUUCUACUACCUCCAUGAGAACCAAUGUCGCAGACGAUUGGACGAUAGCGCGAUGGAUCCGCGAAGCGCAAGGUAGAAGUUCCAAUGCCGAGGACGACCGGGGGAGAAGGAGGUCGCAGCCAGCAGUAAUGUUGCAGGAGAACCAUCAAGAAAUUAUGGGCGGUGACGAAGAGCAGCUUUCUUUUCGUCCGCAAGACGGCGGCGUCGGAAGUAGUCGUGCGGCACGGGGACGAGGAAGUAGAGCCGCUGAAGGUCGUGGAGGAAAUAACUCGCGCGUGUACAGCCAUGCAAGCGAAGAUGACGACACGGACACAAGUUCCCCACCAGACGCUGCUGGGUGUAGGCUUUUGGACUAUAGUCAUUGUAUUCAUGACCACCCGCUGAGAAGUCGUGAAACAGCAAGGCCAGCACCAGCGGGAGCCAGUACUGUAGGCUCCUCUACUCCUUAUCCUCGUAGUGUCCACGACCCGCGUGGCUGGCCACGCCCAACUGCCGCAUUUUCUUUUCUGACGCGAAAUAGAAGUAACAGACUGCGAGCAGGUGCAAGUCGUCUUGAAGCAGGAGAGGAGAACGCAGAAGAUGAUAAUGCCCAACCCUCUUCGUGCGCCGGGUUGUUUCUGUUUGGGAGCUGCGCAACGCCGAUGGAGGGGGUUUCUUCUUCAGAAACUGCCCAGGCGGAAAUGAUUUCAGCAUCGCAAGAGCUGUUCCCUCGUAGAAGACCACCACCCACUUUUGUUCCACCACUUCCCACAACCCAAGACUGGGCGAUCCAAGUGAUUUUUCGGAAAAAUCUGGUAGACCAGCUGGCGUUCGCGCUAAUCGAAGCUGUGGAGCAGGAACGGGAGAGCGUGGGCACCAGUUUCGGGUCGAGGAACGUUCCCGCCCAGAAACUCUUCCAGCGGACGUUUUUUCCCCUGGUGUUCGACGGAAUCUUGCGCCACGCAUCUCUCGCACAGUUGCGCGCGGAUGUGGCGGAGUUGCAGAGCGCCUCGGCACGGGCUCACGAGAAGAUGAAGGAGUGGCACCGCCGGAGGAGCGCGAAACUUGGGGGGUGCUGCUGUUCGAGCGACAGCGCGCUGAGUGCGGUGGCGUUUCGGAAGCUGCUGCAGCGGUUUCGGCUCACCACCCGGGGGUACGGCAUAUUCGCGACUGAUCUCGCAACUAGCAGAGAACGGUCAAAACACAUCCCGAACACGUCAUUACACCACCUGUUUGACUCGUGCUGGGAUCAUAUGCAGGGAAAUGUGUAGAACUUGCUCCUUCUGGUAUGUGUUUUAACGCCCUGCAGCUGCUCGUCCAUACAGAGAUACCUCCAGUGGUCUGCGGCUUUUCUACGACUGAGGUGUUUUUACGUAUCAAGAAUGUUGUGAUGCAUUCACUUCAGGUUUAUAUUUAUUACGCGGAGGGUAUGUCCAUAUCCUUGGCGGUGCACCACGUUUACUAUUGAAAAUUCAUGUAUUUUCAUAAUUUUUCGGGGCGGGUGGUGGUGGAGGUGGAGCAUGCUUGUCUCGAUUGCAUAAGCCACAACGCGAACCAGGGCACAAAAUUCUGGUGGAACACCUCGGAAAAUGCUAUGGACUACGAGAGCGACGAAGAUCAAGAGGAGGAGCAGGUGAGAAAAGUACCGAAGGAAGAACCUACAGAUACAACCCAUCAAUGCGACACCGGGGGCCCGAGAGCGACUGCAUCUUCUGCAGGAGGGCCGCAAGCUGGGCUGCAGCUCUCAUCCUCUGCUCGAGCAGGGGCCGCAGAAGCUAGUGACGCGAUGGACAAUGCUGCACGGGUGCAAAUGCAACAGAAAAAUCCUCGGACUACAGGUUCUGGGAGCGCAACGACGGAAGUAGAAAAUGGAGUGCACGCUGCAGAAGUAGAUGUAGAUGUUGACGUCGAGGAUGAUUCGGAUUCGGAAGAAGCCGCUCUACAGCAGCUAUGGUCGGAGGCACAGGCACUGAAGCGGAAGUCUUACAUGAUCAUCGACCCGGUUGUGGUGCUGGGCAGCGAGGCGUUUUUCCACCACUUUUAGGCACUGGAAAAGUUGACAGUUGCGGUUAGCGUUUGCCGUUUAUUGGCGUACACAAGUGUAGUUUACUACGUCCGAUUGUCCUCGCAUGCGUUUUGCAGCUGUACCACGACAACGAUUUUUUAUAUCGUCCUCAGUCUUGUAAGUACUGAACUACGGGAGGAGAUGCAGGCCGUGCUGCAUGAACGCAACGUCAUUUUUUCACUGCAUCUCCCUCUCUCCGAAAUUCUGCCGACCGCGAUGCAAACUGUUGAACAAGACGACUCCGUUCUUUCCGAUGGAGAUACAGGAGCGGAAAGCGAAACUCACUCCCGAGAGGAUCGUCCCGGUCCCCCGCCGCGUUCCAGUACUUCGACAGGAGAGUCCGUGGGGGACGCAAGGAACCAUGGCAAUGCACUUCGUCAAGGCCAAAGGACGGUGAACACAUCUCCUUUCACGGUUGCGUGGGAGACGGACCGUUCUCUGCACCUAACGCCAACGCGUGUGACGAUUCCGUUGAAGGACUUCAUGCGGUACGGCCGCGCGGCCGCGUGCUCCUUUAUGGUCAGGCAAGAAACUACUAGUACAACUCCUUACUGCUCCGUCGUAAGUAACAGCGUAAUUGCUGACGCCGAUUUUCCUGUUGCUUUCACGCACUGCUUUUGUGCGUCCGUUUGUGCAUUCAUGGUUGCUGGUGUGUUUUUUUUUGCCGUCCGACUUCCUUUAUGGCUGCGAAUUUUUGCAGUUGUAGUUGUAGAUGAGUAGCGUGAAGAUCGGCGCUGGAACAACAAGAAACAGCAAUGUAAGUAGUUCGUGAUGUGUUGUACUAGUUUCGGGUACGGAGCACUGUAUAGCCACCACAACAUCUGGUCUCGAGACCGCUAUGUGCAGCUACGAUUUUUUCCAGUACCACACCCAAAGCCGUUUUCUAGUCAGCCGCCGGGGGCCAAGCGAGCAAGGGCAGCAUGAAGCUACGGGUGCGUCAACCAGGGCUGGCGCUGGUAUUUUCACUGCGCAGGGAGGUGAAGCAGAACCAGAAGCCCUCAGAGAUGCGGAGGAGCAGCAGCAGCAGGCACAGCAGAUCCCGUUUUUGCGACAGCAUUUUAAUCCUGAUCCGAAUGUGUUAGAGAAGUACUCCGUCAACAUUCAGGUGAACAGCUGUUUUUUUGACCUCUUUCUGAUGGGCUCCGGGAAAGAGCCAGAUGAGUACUUUAAGGUAGUGCUGCGAGGCUACUUGUGCACGGCAAACAGAAGCUGAAGCUCAGUGUCGUCUUCAUCUUCAGUGCUGCAAGUCAUGGCCAAAAUGGAAAUGCAAAGUGAUGUAAUAUGAUGCUUUCGACACAAGCGGAUUCGUCCUCACCGUCGCGCCAUGCAUGGUUAUGUAGGAGUAGGACCUCUUGCGCGCAUUCGAGUUCGACGUUCAUGUUGUGCAACAUCGUAGUUUUGAGAGAGCUUCUGUGUCAUUUUUUGCACGGCAUAUUGCGUACCCGUUGACCAGAGCAAGGUGGAGUAUGAAUGCCUGUGACGACGACAUGGGACUGGGAGUAUGGUUUUGCGUUUGUUUCUUCCUUGUUUCGUCUUCUGUGUGUAGUCGCUUUCGACCAAUAAUUUUGAGGCGGUGUUCUUGUUGCACCAGUAAGGAAUAGAAGUGUCUGCACGACCACUAGUGCGACUGCUCGACGAAGGAUUGGGUUUAUGUACGAUCAUAGUGAUUCGAUUUCGAGCUCCAGCUGCAGAUUCAGUACCAGCACGUAGAAAUAUACGUUUUACACUUAGUAUGCUGUAUGCGCCGCAGCUCGUGCUCCCGUGGCAUUCUCUGUCGAAUCAGUAGUGCCGCCACGGCUGUCAAGGAAUCUUGUGAUUGAGAAAGGGUUAAUCAAUUUGUUUGCAGAAAUGAAAAAUCUAAAUUGACGCUUGCUAUAGGGGUAACAAGUGGGUCUACUCGUAAAAUGGAAACCACACACG